Molecule: messenger RNA, 424 nt
Organism: Cetraspora pellucida
Lineage: Eukaryota; Fungi; Glomeromycota; Glomeromycetes; Diversisporales; Gigasporaceae
Source: the annotation of a GenBank genome assembly
GUCAUCAGUUGAAAUUCCAAUUCCUAAUAAUGCUUUUGAGACAUUAUUUAAAAAAGUUAAUGAUCUUGAUUUAGCUUUAUUAAAAGAAAAAAGUCAAAAGAUUAAAUUAGAAAAAAAAAUAACAAAACUCAAGAAAAAAACAAAUCCUGACAAACAGAAACAAAAAAAAUAUGAUUCUCAAAUAAAUGAACUUGAUAAUAAACAUAAAACUGCUCUUGAAGCUGUUGAAUUUUACAAAGAAACUUCUUUAGAUGCUGUACAAAAGGCAGUAAAUGCAGGAAAUAGUGUCUUUCCAGUUAUAGGUGGUGCAGUUGGUGGUUUGAUAGGAGCAUUUGUUUUAUGGAGUAAUAUUGGUACUGCAAAGGAUAUGUAUCAGAAUGAAAAAACUGAAAAAUUAUUGCAAAAAGCUUAUGAAAAUAAAUAA